UAUUAAUAGAAGGUGGUAAGCUAUCUGACCUAAAGCCUGAUCCAACUAAACAAUGGGCUAGCCAAUUGCAGGACAUAAGGCAAAAGCUGAUUCUGGCUAUUACAAAAAAAUUACCAGGAUAUCGGCACCAUUCUGGUGCAAUUAAAAAAAUUUUAAAACAACAUCAAAAGACACAGUGUCAGACAGCAACAAUAAAUGCUGAUCCAAAAUUAAAGGCCUACAAUCACGCCAAAAAGGGGAAAAAUAGUAAGGUGAAUGAGGAUGAUCUGAAGAAAUUAACAAGAAGCAAAAGAAGAAAUUUCUAUCAUUCUGAUGAGGAGUAA
Molecule: messenger RNA, 323 nt
Organism: Racocetra fulgida
Lineage: Eukaryota; Fungi; Glomeromycota; Glomeromycetes; Diversisporales; Gigasporaceae
Source: the annotation of a GenBank genome assembly